Messenger RNA from Marmota flaviventris (yellow-bellied marmot), 2671 nucleotides. It is a transcript of the gene Zbtb21, whose product is annotated as zinc finger and BTB domain containing 21. The record is from RefSeq and is a predicted model, not a curated record. Gene Ontology annotation, cellular component: nucleus. Gene Ontology annotation, biological process: negative regulation of DNA-templated transcription; regulation of transcription by RNA polymerase II. Lineage: Eukaryota; Metazoa; Chordata; Mammalia; Rodentia; Sciuridae. Gene Ontology annotation, molecular function: DNA-binding transcription factor activity, RNA polymerase II-specific; protein binding.
AUGGAGGGGUUGCUGCACUACAUUAACCCAGCGCAUGCCAUCUCUCUGCUCAGCGCUCUCAACGAAGAGCGCCUCAAGGGGCAGCUGUGUGAUGUGCUCCUGAUUGUUGGAGACCAGAAGUUCCGAGCUCAUAAGAAUGUCUUGGCUGCCAGCAGUGAGUACUUUCAGAGUUUAUUCACAAAUAAGGAAAAUGAGUCGCAGACUGUCUUUCAGCUGGACUUCUGCGAACCAGACGCCUUUGACAAUGUGCUGAACUACAUCUAUUCCUCGUCCCUGUUUGUGGAAAAGAGCAGCCUUGCCGCUGUGCAGGAGCUGGGCUACAGCCUGGGGAUCUCCUUCCUGACCAACAUUGUCUCCAAAGCCCCACAGGCCCCCUUCCCAGCCUGUCCUACUAGAAAAAGAGUGUCCAUAGAGGAUGAAGAGACCAGUUCUCAAAAGAGAAGUGUCAUCGUGUGUCAGAGUAGAAGUGAAACACAAGGGAAAGCUGCUGGUCAGAAUCCACCUGAUCUGAGCCAUGCUUCCCGGCCCUCACCAAGUAUUGCAGCCAAGACCAGUACCAAUAAACCGGCUCCGAAGCCAACAGAACCACUUCACAAUCUGUCAUUAACUGAAAAGAGCUGGCCAAAAGAGAGUAAUGCAGGGUUUUCAAAGUCUCUUGAGCAUUCUGGGUCUUUGGAUGACCCCAGUAAAAGCACCUUGGUGAAGAGGAAUGCAGUGCUGCCCUCGAAGUCUCUGCAGGACAGAGACACCGUGGACGAUAAGCCAGGGGUGAGUGGUCAGCUUCCCAAGGGAAGAGCUAUAGAGCUGGCCUUGACAAGACCACGGCCGCCUGUUUUGUCUCUCCGCAGCUCAUCAGAGACUCCCUAUCUCUUAAAAGAAAGUAACAAAGGAAGUGGUCAAGGUGAAGAUAGGAACUUGUUGUACUACUCCAAGUUAGGCUUAGUAGUCCCGUCCAGUGGGUCUGGUUCUGGAAACCAAAGCAUUGACAGAAGUGGCCCACUUGUUAAGAGCCUCCUCAGACGGUCAUUGUCAAUGGAUAGCCAGGUUCCUGUCUACUCACCCUCCAUAGAUUUGAAAUCUUCCCAGGGAUCUUCUGCAGUGUCCAGUGAUGCACCGGGAAAUGUGUUUUGUGCUUUAUCGCAAAAAUCAUCUUUAAAAGAUUGUAGUGAAAAAACAACCCUGGAUGACAGGCCUCAAGUGCUACAACCACAUCGCCUCAGGUCCUUCAGUGCUUCACAGUCCACAGACAGGGAGGGGGCCUCCCCGGUGACUGAGGUGCGCAUUAAGACUGAGCCCAGCAGCCCACUGUCAGACCCUUCAGACAUCAUCCGCGUUACAGUAGGAGAUGCAGCAGCAGCCACGAGAGACCUGCCUCUGAAAACAGAAGAUGACCACAAGGACAUGAGCAGGCUUCCAGCAAAGAGGAGGUUCCAGGCAGACAGAAGGUCACCCUUCAAGAAGGCAAAGGCAGACGAGCAGGGGCCUCUUGCAUCAGAAGAUAACUGUGAGGACAGCACAAACCCUCCCCUGGACAGAGAUUUCCCAGAUUCUGACUUGAACAAAGACGAAUUUGAGCAAGGCAACCAUGAGCGCCUAUGCCGGAACGCCACCGUUUGCCCUUACUGCAGCCUCAGGUUCUUCUCGCCCGCGCUGAAGCAGGAGCAUGAGGACAGGUGUGAGUAUAAGAAGCUGACCUGCCUCGAGUGCAUGCGCACCUUCAAGUCCUCCUUCAGCAUCUGGCGGCACCAGGUGGAAGUGCACAACCAGAACAGCAUGGCCCCCACUGAGAAUGUCUCCCCGCCAGCUCUGGAGCACAAUGGUGAAGUAACAGCUGCUUCUAGGCCCCAGCCCCAGCCGGAGCCUAAUAAGGUAAAUCACAUCACUACACCAAAAGACGAUAACGCAUUCAGUGACUCUUCAGAGCAAGUGAACUUUGACUCAGAGGAUUCCUCCUGUCUCCCUGAAGACCUUAGUCUUUCCAAACAACUGAAAAUCCAGGUCAAAGAGGAGCCUGUGGAGGAGGCUGAGGAGGAGGUGCCCGAGGCCAGCGCAGCCCCUAAGGAAGCAGGCCCCAGCAAGGAGGCCAGCGUGUGGCCCUGUGAGAAGUGUGGGAAGGUGUUCCCAGCCCACAAGCAGCUGGAGCGACACCAGGAGCUGCUGUGCUCAGUGAAGCCCUUUAUCUGCCACGUGUGCCACAAAGCCUUUCGCACCAAUUUCCGGCUCUGGAGUCACUUCCAGUCCCACAUGUCUCAGGCCACAGAAGAGACGGCACAUAAAGAGGCAGAGGUAUGCCCCGUCCCCACAAACUCCCCCUCGCCACCGCCUCUGCCACCACCGCCACCCCUGCCUAAGAUCCAGCCUCUGGAACCUGACAGCCCCACUAGCCUGCCUGAAAACCCCACCCUGGCCACAGAGAAACUGUUUGCACCCCAGGAGUCGGACACUCUUUUCUACCAUGCCCCGCCCCUUUCAGCAAUCACAUUUAAAAGACAAUUUAUGUGUAAGCUCUGCCACAGGACAUUCAAAACAGCCUUCAGUCUCUGGAGUCACGAACAGACACACAAUUGAGAGACCCACACUUACCCGAUAUGAAAUGGGAGGCCCCUCAAUUGUGAACUGUCCUAAGAAACAAAAUAUUUUUUAAAAAAUAAUAAUAAAGGUUGGAAAUUGU